ACCACCCUCGCCCAUGCGCAGAGCUGUGGGUGCGCAGAGGACCUUUGUUGCAGCAAGUACGGCUACCGCGCCACCGAAGACCUCUCCUACGACGACGGCUGUCAGUCAGAGUCUUGUUAUAGACUGACUUCAUCUGGCAGAGUCUCUGUGGAGGAUGUUGUGACAAAGGAGUUCUUCGAUAGCAUUAUUGACCAAGCAGCCUCCAGUUGCGAAGGGAAAGAAUUUUACACCCGAGAGGCAUUUCUCUAUGCGGUUUAUGAUUACUCUAGCUUUGGUCAGGAAGGUACUGAGGAUGACUCUAAGCGAGAGAUCGCUGCUUUCUUUGCCCACGUCACUCACGAGACCAAUUAUUUUUGCUACAUAGAAGAGCAGGAAAAAUCAUUGUCUUACUGUGACACGAGCUACCUGCAAUAUCCAUGCGUGUCGGGUAAGAAGUACUAUGGUCGCGGUCCACUUCAAAUCUCUUGGAACUACAACUACGGCCGUGCUGGUGAUGAUAUUGGUUUUGACGGUCUCAACUUUCCUGAGAUCGUCUCCCUUGAAGACAUCAUUUCCUUCAAGACGGCUCUCUGGUUUUGGAUGAAUAAUGUCCAUAGUGUUGUCAACCAGGGCUUUGGUGCAACAAUACGUGCCAUAAAUAGCAUUGAGUGUGAUGGUGGCAACACUCCGGCGAUGAAUGAUCGUGUUGAAAUCUACAACGACUAUUGCAACCAAUUCGGUGUCUCUCUAGGAGAUAAUCUUACUUGCUAAUUGUAUAUGUAUUAUGUUGUAAGUUUUCUUAUCUUGAAUAAUGGAAUAAGCAGGGAAGCAUG
Molecule: messenger RNA, 812 nt
Organism: Dendrobium catenatum
Lineage: Eukaryota; Viridiplantae; Streptophyta; Magnoliopsida; Asparagales; Orchidaceae
Product: endochitinase EP3-like
Exons: 2
Biological process (GO): cell wall macromolecule catabolic process; carbohydrate metabolic process; chitin catabolic process
Molecular function (GO): chitinase activity
Source: RefSeq, a predicted model, not a curated record